Molecule: messenger RNA, 1911 nt
Organism: Closterium sp. Naga37s-1
Lineage: Eukaryota; Viridiplantae; Streptophyta; Zygnematophyceae; Desmidiales; Closteriaceae
Source: the annotation of a GenBank genome assembly
AUGGCGUCGAAUUCCGUAUCAUCAUCGUUUUCCCGAUCACCGCGCCGUUUUCUCGCUCCAUGGAUUACUGGCGAAGUGAUUUGUUGGAAAUUCGCAUGGCUCCUCGCAGGGGUGCUGCUGCUUCUGAAUUCCGCAUCCGCCGCGUUCGCGUACGACUAUCAGCAGCACCAGCAGCAUCAAUAUGGGCAGCAGUAUCACCAGCAGCAGCAGCAGCAGCAGCAGCAGCAGCAGCAGCAGCAGCAGGGUGCGGGUGGGUAUAGAGCGGUGCUGUUGGAGGAGGUGAAAGCGCUGACGUUGCGGAAGGGAGCGAUGACGACAGCGCGUCGUGUGGCUGCCGUGCCGCAACUUAGCUGUCUCUCCGGAUGCGAUUUUCAACCAGACGUGGUGCAGUGUGUGAACGUGGGGUCGGACGGAGUGGCGGUGCAGUGGCGCUGUGAGGCAGAGCUUCCAUCGCACCUACAAUUCGGUCUCACGCAAGUCUCCUGCGAGGGCUUUGAUUACCCGGACGAUCCUCGCAUCCUCUAUGGAAGCUGUGGCCUGCAGUAUUCCCUUGUGCCUGUGCCAGGAUCUCAGAAGAAGGAGAAGAACAAGGGGUGGUUUAAGCAGCAAAAGAAGCAGCACUUUCACCAGCAGCACCAGCAGCAACCAGAGCGUGAGAAGGGGUCGUGGCUGGGUCGAUUGCUGACAUGGGCAAUCAUCACCUACAUCGCCAUUCUCGCCCUGCGCUCCUGCUGCUGCGGCACCUCACGCCCAUCCGGUGGAGGGCCGGCAACGGGCCAAACAGGAGGGUACUACCCACCUCCUCCUCCGUCUCCCCCUCCUCCUCCCCCACCCGGAUCCGACGAUUUCUGGGGAGGCCCGAAAGGUUCCACAGGCUUUAGUGCAACGGCCCCUCCACCCCCUCAGCCAGUGCCCACAUGGGCCUCGGCAGCCACAGGCUUUGGCCGCAAACCAGAGCAGCGAGAACAGCAGGAAACCAUCUCCCGACACUUCGUCGAUCGCAGCACGACAUCAGCCAUGGCAUUUAGAGCACUCUUCCUCGCGUGCAUCCUCCUCCUUGUGUCGGCAUCCGCCUUGGCGCAGCGUGGUCCGCCUGGCGGAGGUCCUCCCGGCGGUCAGGGACGUGGGGGCGCGCGCGGAGGCCCUGGCGCCGGUUCCGGCGGUCCCGGCGGUCCCAGCAGUCCUGGCGGGCCUGGCGGGAAGCCGCCGCACGGGUCUCCGCUGAACCUGACGGCCGUCGGGAAUCUGACGGCCGAUGUUGGCGCGCAAUUGGCCAACUGCUCCGCGGAUCAGACGAUCGUUGACGGCCGCUUCCACCUCGCCAUCUUCAAGAACGCCACCGGCAAUUACAACCUCCUCGUCCAGGCGCUCCUGGUCGACGCGGCGGGCAGUCCGCCCGACUCGCUCGCGAUCGUGAAGGGCGCCGUGUGCGACGCCGCCGCGACGGACGUCCUCGCGCUGCCGCUCGCCGCGGCGGACUGGCAGCAGCGCGCGGGGUGGUGGCUGCUGCAUGCGGAGGCGCACCUCGACGCGUUCCUCGAGAACGCGGACGCCGCAACUCUCGACGCGUUGCUCGCGGUGCUCCCCAACGCCUCGCUUCCGCGCACGAGUGGCGGCGGGCGCAACGGCGGAGGCAGCGCGGGGGGCGCGCGGAGCGGGCAGGGUGGGAGGCGCAUGGGGCGGGAGCUGCUGAUGCGCGCAGUGGGCCGCGCUGCUAGGCAAGGGGGGCAGAAUCAGGGGGGAAAGCAGCAAGGGGGAGCGCAGCAGCCGCCCGCAGGUGAAUUUUCAGGUGGUGAUGGCGGAGUGAACAGCACAGUGAGCGGCUAUGCUGUGCUGGCGGGCAGCAGCGCAGUAGGUGUGACGUGGGGCGGGCAGCUCAUGGGGGCCAAGAUGCCCGCUGCUGCUGUUUAA